AUGAAAGCAGUAGCUUUCGAUUUCACACAAAAACUCUUCCCUAGAAACACCAUAGCCGCCACAACCACAAACCCUCGCCUUCAAACAACCUCACCCCGUUUCUUCCUCCAGUCCUAUCGUAUGGCCGAGCCCGUAGGAACCUCUAAUACACCCGCGCCACACCCGAUUCAACCUAAACCUGAUUCUCACGCCGACAAGAAGGAGAUUCCUCCUCCGCCGGAGAAACCAGAUCCCGACGAUUGUUGUGGUAGCGGAUGCGUUCGAUGUGUUUGGGAUGUAUAUUAUGACCAGCUUGAAGAAUAUGAUAAGCUUUACAAACAAGGGGAUCCUAACCCUAAACCCUAA
Molecule: messenger RNA, 345 nt
Organism: Lathyrus sativus (Indian pea)
Lineage: Eukaryota; Viridiplantae; Streptophyta; Magnoliopsida; Fabales; Fabaceae
Source: the annotation of a GenBank genome assembly